AUGCGGGGGACGGCCAGCGCGCGGGCCUGCGGCCUGGGAUCCCCACCGCAGCGAGGCGUCCACCGCACAAAGCCCGGAGCGGGCCGCGGCCGGAGCGCGGAGACCCCGGUUGCUUUCCCUUGCCCUGCCCGGGGAAGGCCGCGCGCAAGGAGUGGCCUCACAUCCAGGGGCCAGCGGGGAGUGGUGACCACGGGGCCUGAGAACAGAGCUCUGCCUUCCAGGGACACGGCCUUUGUCCAGGUGAGGAGACACAAGCAGGCGGCGGCAGGGACAGGAAUUGAACGGCAAGCCACCUCCCAGAGCUUGGUGACAUUUGGGGAUGUGGCUGUAGAGUUCUCCCCAGAGGAGUGGGAGUGGCUAGACUCUGCUCAGAGGAGUCUGUACAGGAGUGUGAUGCUGGAAAACUACAGGAGCCUGGUCUCGCUGGGACUUUGUGUUUCUAAGCCCAAAAUGAUCUCCUCACUGGAACAGAGGAAGGAGCCCUGGGUGGCGAAGAGAACGUUGACAAGAGGCGGGUGUCCAGACUCACGGGCUCUUCCAAAGACCAAGGAGUUAUCUUCAAAGAAGAGCUUCUGUGAAGAAAAGUCAUCCCAGGCGGUGCUAAUGGAGAGGCCCACAACCUACAGUCUGGAGUGCUCCGUUCUAGGGGAAGACUGGGGUUACAGUGCUGUGUUGGAGAGGCAUCUGGGCUUGGUCACCAUCACGAACAUGGCUGUAGACGUCUCGCAGCAGCCAGACCCAACUCGGAAGAGCUUCUGUAAGAAUGUUGUGUGGGAGGACCACAAUCUGGGGGCAGUAGGACGUUGUGUGUCUGAGCCAGACUUGGUCUCUUUGCUGGACCUUGGGAAGGAACCCUGGGUGGUGAAAGGAGAGCUGGCAAGAGGCCCAUCCCCAGGCCAGAAGUCUAUACAUGAGACCCAGGAGUUAUUUCCGAAGCAGGAUUCAUUUGCUGAAGUGGUAAUGGACAGAACUUCAAACACUAACCUAGAGAGUUCCACUUUCAGAGGAAGCUGGGAUUCUGAGGAAAGGAAGCUGGCAGGUCAGAAGACACAAUUCAGGCAGGAGGCAGUCACUCACAACAAAACCCUCUCUAAGGAAAGAGAGUGUCCAUAUAACAAAUCUGGAAGAUGGUUCCACUUGGACAUUUCAGAAGAGAGAGUUCACCGCUGUGAUUCAGUUAAGAAAACUUUCCCCCCAAGUUCAGUGGUAAUAAAACAUGCAGGAAUCUAUGCAGGAAAAAAACUUUUCAAAUGUAAUGAAUGUAAGAAAACCUUUACCCAGAGCUCAUCCCUCACCGUGCAUCAGAGAAUUCAUACUGGAGAGAAGCCCUAUAAAUGUAAGGAAUGUGGAAAGGCCUUCAGUGAUGGCUCAUCCUUUGCCCGACAUCAGAGAUGUCACACUGGCAAGAAGCCCUACGAAUGUAUGGAAUGUGGGAAAGCCUUCAUACAGAACACAUCCCUUAUCCGUCACUGGAGGUAUUAUCACACCGGGGAGAAACCCUUUGACUGCAUCGACUGUGGGAAAGCCUUCAGUGAUCACAUCGGACUCAAUCAGCACAGGAGAAUUCAUACUGGAGAGAAGCCCUACAAAUGUGAUGUGUGUGACAAAGCCUUUAGGUACGGCUCAUCCCUGACUGUCCAUCAGAGAAUUCACACAGGAGAAAAACCGUACGAAUGUGAGGUGUGUAGAAAAGCCUUUAGCCAUCAUGCUUCACUCACUCAGCACCAAAGGGUGCAUUCUGGAGAGAAGCCUUUUAAGUGUAAAGAAUGUGGGAAAGCCUUUAGGCAGAAUAUACACCUUGCUAGCCAUCUGAGGAUUCAUACUGGCGAGAAGCCCUUCGAAUGUGGGGAAUGUGGUAAGUCCUUUAGCAUCAGUUCCCAGCUGGCCACCCAUCAGAGAAUUCAUACUGGAGAGAAGCCCUAUGCUUGUAAGGUCUGCAGCAAAGCUUUCACCCAGAAGGCUCACCUGGCGCAGCAUCAGAAAACUCACACAGGAGAGAAACCCUACGAGUGUAAGGAGUGCGGGAAGGCCUUCAGCCAGACCACACACCUUAUUCAACACCAGCGAGUUCACACGGGAGAGAAACCCUAUAAGUGCAUGGAAUGUGGGAAGGCCUUUGGUGACAACUCCUCCUGCACUCAGCACCAGAGGCUUCACACUGGCCAAAGGCCCUACGAAUGUAUUGAAUGUGGGAAGGCCUUCAAGACAAAGUCGUCCCUCAUCUGUCAUCGCAGAAGUCACACUGGGGAGAAACCUUACGAAUGUAGCGCGUGCGGCAAAGCCUUCAGCCAUCGGCAGUCCCUUAGUGUCCAUCAGAGGAUUCACUCUGGAAAGAAACCGUAUGAAUGCAAGGAAUGCAGGAAAACCUUCAUCCAAAUCGGACACCUCAAUCAGCACAAAAGAGUGCACACGGGAGAGAGACCCCACAACCAUAAGAGAAGCAGAAAGGUCUUCAGGCAGAGCACACACUUUGCACAUCAGAGAAUCCACACUGGAGAGUCACCUGCACGCCCCUCUUUACCUGCUACAUCAAAUCCUGUGGAUCUGUUACCCAAGUUUCUCUGGAAUCCACCCUCACUCCCAUCACUAUAG
Lipotes vexillifer (Yangtze River dolphin) is the source of this 2592-nucleotide messenger RNA. It is a transcript of the gene ZFP28, whose product is annotated as ZFP28 zinc finger protein. The transcript is spliced from 8 exons. Gene Ontology annotation, molecular function: RNA polymerase II cis-regulatory region sequence-specific DNA binding; DNA-binding transcription factor activity, RNA polymerase II-specific. Lineage: Eukaryota; Metazoa; Chordata; Mammalia; Artiodactyla; Lipotidae. Gene Ontology annotation, biological process: regulation of transcription by RNA polymerase II. The coding region runs from base 1 to 2592 and encodes 863 amino acids. The record is from RefSeq and is a predicted model, not a curated record.